This is a messenger RNA of Aspergillus ruber CBS 135680, 3489 nucleotides long. RefSeq names its product putative NF-X1 finger transcription factor. Gene Ontology annotation, cellular component: nucleus. NCBI's taxonomy places the organism in Eukaryota, Fungi, Ascomycota, Eurotiomycetes, Eurotiales, Aspergillaceae. The coding region runs from base 1 to 3489 and encodes 1162 amino acids. Gene Ontology annotation, biological process: negative regulation of transcription by RNA polymerase II. The transcript is spliced from 3 exons. Gene Ontology annotation, molecular function: DNA-binding transcription factor activity, RNA polymerase II-specific; RNA polymerase II transcription regulatory region sequence-specific DNA binding; zinc ion binding. The record is from RefSeq and is a predicted model, not a curated record.
AUGGACACAGCCCAACCGAUUAAUCGACACUCUCACACCCUCGAGACCAUGUCUGGUCCUCCUGACGCCGGCUCUAACGCCAACGUGAACAGCGCUACCGGCAACAACAACUCGCGCCCCAGACACAGACGUGGUCGUGGCAACCGCCCCCUUCGACAUAACCAACAAGCCCAAGCAGAGUCAUCCCAGAUUCCGGAUGCCCAACAGCAAGCAUCACAACCGCCUCCGGGUCCGAGAGGUGGGGGUAGAGGGGCAAGUCGAGGUGGACCCCGUUCGGAUGGUGGUGGUGGUGGUGGUGGUCGACGACGACAUGGAAGGGGAGGUGUUGAUGUGGGACAAGGGCCUAGACGUGCUGGAAUUGGUGGACGGACGUUUGAGGGACGGUUGACGAGACCUGAGGGGGAUGCGGAGGAUGUGGAGGAUGCGAAUGAGAGAUUGAGAGCUGAUGCACCUACCUUUGUGCCUGGGGUGCCGACGAAUGGUGAAAGACCGUCAACCUCGAGAGAUCACGAAUCGAAAGGGAAAUCGAAAGCGAAGAGUAGUAACCCUCAGCCGCCUCGACCGAAGGUCACUACGAAAUCUGUUGCCCCUGAUAUCGCCACUCGAAUUCACGAAGAUAUACUUCACAACCUCUACGAGUGUCCGAUCUGUACCAGUGAACUGGGCCGAAGAUCGCGUGUUUGGUCGUGUGGACUUUGCUGGACGGUUUUCCAUUUGAGUUGCGUUAAGAAGUGGUCGAAGAAUGAAGGCUCAGCGGCACAAGAUGCUAUGCGUCGACAACAAGAGGAGUCUACCGGGGAGACCAGCACACCUCGCGCUUGGCGCUGUCCCGGUUGCAACCUUGCUCAAGAGGUGUUCCCUUCAUCUUACUCGUGUUGGUGUGAGAAAGAAGUCGACCCGCGUUCACUACCCGGUUUACCUCCGCAUUCAUGUGGGCAGACCUGUUCGCGCGCUCGUAAAGGAUGUCCACACCCUUGCGAUUCGAUUUGCCACGCCGGUCCCUGUGCCCCAUGUACGGCUAUGGGUCCCACGCAAGAUUGUUUCUGUGGAAGGAACUCGUCUACGAAACGUUGCCAGGAUACCGAUUACGAAAAAGGGUGGAGCUGUAGUGAGGUUUGCGGCGAUCUACUGCCCUGCGGAGGGCAUACUUGUUCAAAACCGUGCCACGAGGGUCUUUGCGGUGCUUGCGAUGUCAAGGUGGAGGCACGUUGCUAUUGUGGAGAUGUGCAGACCGAGAUGCUGUGCAGUGCUAGAGAUGAAGAAAUGGAGAGUGAAAAGCUACAUGACGAUUCUGGUGAAAUUGAAAAUUGGGAAGGCUGUUUCAGUUGCGGAGAACUCUGCAACCGUCCUUUUGACUGCGGUAUUCACUUCUGCCAGAAAAGCUGUCAUCCGCAAGAUUCGCAACCCGCACAUUGCCCAAUGUCACCCGACGUCGUGCUUGACUGUCCUUGUGGAAAGACACCGUUGACAAAUAUAUCUGGAUAUUCCUCGCGAACGACAUGCGAGGACCCCAUUCCCCAUUGUCGUGAAGCGUGUGGUAAACCACUGCCGUGUGGACAUCCAUGUGAAAAGCUCUGUCACACCGGCCCAUGUGGUGCUUGUAUGCUCCGGGUUCCAAUCUCGUGUCGCUGUGGUCGUAAUACCAUGGUGACGGUUUGCCACCAAGGCACUAUCGAGAAACCGCAGUGUUUCCGCCAAUGCAAAGCAGGCUUGCACUGUGGUCGACACUCGUGUGCUGAGCGGUGCUGCCCUGGAGAGCAGAAGGCCCUUGAACGACAGGCUAUGCGACGGAAGCUGAGGUCGCACCUUCGUCCGAGCGACGAAGAUGUGGAGGCGGAACAUAUCUGUACACGAGUGUGUGGUCGGACGCUGAAAUGCGGAAGACACACGUGUCCGGAGAUCUGCCACAAGGGGCCGUGCAACACCUGCAGGGAGGCGAUUUUCGAAGAGAUCCCGUGUAACUGCGGGCGAUCUAUCCUGCACCCGCCGUUGCCCUGUGGGACACAACCGCCAUCAUGUUCGUUCCCGUGCGAACGGUCGAAACCUUGCGGUCAUCCCCAGACGCAACAUAACUGUCACACAGACGACGAGAACUGCCCUAAGUGUCCAUUCUUGACUGAGAAGAUGUGUCUAUGCGGCAAGCGGACGAUGAAGAAUCAGCCUUGCUGGUUGGUGGAUGUUCGAUGCGGCCAGAUUUGCAACGAGCCGCUCAAGUGCGGCUCGCACUCGUGCAAAAAGAACUGCCAUCGACCUGAUAAUUGCGAAGAUUCAGCCCAACCUUGUCAGCAGGCAUGUGGGAAGCGCAAGACGCUGUGUGGUCAUCCAUGCACAGACGCUUGCCAUGCUCCUUUUGCUUGUCCUGAGAAGACGCCCUGCUCGGCUACGGUCACGGUAACAUGUGGCUGUGGUCGACUCCGUCAGGAGCGGCGUUGCAAUGCAGCCAAGGCAGUGGCUUCUAAGGGACAGGUUCAGCAACCACAGCGACUGCCUGUGUUGACACCUUUGACUUGCGACGAGGAAUGUUCACGUCUGGAGCGGAAUCGGUCUCUAGCGUCCGCGCUAGGAGUCGAAAUCAACCAGUCUACCACCCUUGCCCAAAAUGCUCUUCCGUACUCUUCCGAAACUCUCGACAUGUACAUCCAACUUUCCUCUUCAGCGCCGCUAGCUACCCUCCAGACCUACGAGUCUACUCUACACUCUCUAGCAGCAUCGAUCAGCCCCACAAACCGUUCUGUCCGCUUCCAGCCCGCCAAGCCUUCUCUUAGGGCAUUCACCCACUCCCUCGCAACGGACUGGGGCUUUGCGACAGAGAGCUUUGACCCAGAGCCGCACAGGCACGUUUUUGUUCUGAAACCGGCGUCGUGGAAUCCGCCGAUCUUCGGACUCGGUAAUGGAUCAGUUAUCGGUAUUGGCGGUAUGAGCGUUGGCGAAUGUGUCAAGCUCCGCGAACGACAGCGACUAAAAGAGCGCGAGGCACAGCGUGUCGCAGCUGCAGAGGCGAAGGCAUCGCGCGAAGCUGUCAAGGCACAAGCGCAAGGCAGCGUGGAUGGCGGUGGUUGGGCGCAGGUUGCUGCUUCAAGGAAGAGCAACGCCGGUGGUUCGCCAUCUACCCUGACUCCGAAGACGACGUUUUCGUCGGGAUCAUAUGCUGCGCUUGCGGGUGGUGAUUUUACUGGUGCUGGAGCGGGUGCGAAGAAGGAACGACUCGUUUUGCGCUCUAGUGUUGGUACUGGGAAGCAGUUGAGUAAGGUUCAAGAACCUGUUGCAGAUAGCUGGGAGGAAGAGGAGGAGAAGGAGGAGGAGCAGGAGAGGAAACUCGAGGACGUGGAUGAACCAGAAGUUGAUGCAAAGGAACAGGAGGGGAAACUCGAAGGUCCAGGAGCUGACGGGGGGCAUAUUAAUGACAGUCACACGCAAGAAGCACGAGUUUAUGUUGAAGAGCACAAAGGUGAUGAUGCUGCGGUUGGAGCUGCGGCUUCAGGAAGCUGA